Saxophila tyrrhenica is the source of this 909-nucleotide messenger RNA. RefSeq lists its product as uncharacterized. Gene Ontology annotation, biological process: transcription initiation at RNA polymerase II promoter. Bases 1 to 909 code for a protein of 302 amino acids. Lineage: Eukaryota; Fungi; Ascomycota; Dothideomycetes; Mycosphaerellales; Extremaceae. Gene Ontology annotation, molecular function: TFIIH-class transcription factor complex binding. The record is from RefSeq and is a predicted model, not a curated record. The transcript has a single exon. Gene Ontology annotation, cellular component: transcription factor TFIIE complex.
AUGGCUCUCAACGCCUCCCUCGCGAAGUUCAGAACUGAGUUCUCCGACGCCACCGCCCGCAACGUCCAACAUGCCCGCCCAACAAACGCCCCCGCGCGCACCACAACCCCCAAACCCAGCGACGGCAUAGCAAAGCGCACCCACGACGCCGCCUUCAGCGACACCAAAGCAGGCACGCCAGCAGCCGCCGCCGCCCUGGCUACGCGCCACAGCGGAGCCGAGCUCAUGACGCAAGUCUACACCGCCGUCCAAUACCUCAAAGAGAAAUCACCCGCCCCCAUCGCCUUCGACAACCUCAUCAGCUACCUCUCCCUCCCCACCGACGCCCAAAAGCACAUCCCCCUCAUCCGCCGCGCCCUCCGCGACAGCGACCAGGCCACCUACGUCCCCCGCGCCGAAUCACCCAACGGCAAGGAGAGCUUCAAAUACCGCCCGCAAAUCCCCGUCACCAACGCCGAAGAGCUGAAAGACUACCUCGGCAUCAUGGCCACGCGCUCCGCCUCCGGCAUCGCAGUCAAGGAUCUCAAAGACGGCUGGCCCGACUGCACCGCUUCCCUCGACCAGCUGGAGCGCGAAGGCUUCGUGCUCAUCACGCGCUGGAAGAAGGACAAUUCACCCCGCACCAUCUACCCGGACUCGCCAUCCUACCACAUCCUCAACUCGCACACGGGCCUGCCGCAGAAGAUCGACGCGGAUUUCGUCGACGUAUGGAGUAAGACGAAGCUACCGGCCGGCGAGGCGGAGAUUAGGAACGAGCUGGAGAAGGCCGGGUUGACGCCGACGAGUCAGGUGAAGGAGGUGCGGAAGACGGAGCCGAAGCGCAAGGAGAAGAGGAGGGUGAAUCGGAAGGGGGGCAAGACGACGAAUGCGCAUAUGUUGGGCAUUCUGAAGGAUUACUCCAAGAAGUAG